CCAUUUAGCCCCCUUUAGACCUACGCACUGUGGCAAUAUGUGGUAAACAUGUUUUACCCAGGUUACUACAACGUAUAUACAUAUAUAUUGAAUACAUAUUUUAGAAAAACAAAUUUUAGUCUAGUAAAAACAACAUGUAAUAAAUGCAGUGAACAACACAAACAUGCACUGAAGAUCUACCAGCAUGUUUCUCUUGUGCUACUGAUGCAAAUGUGAACAAGUGAGGAAGGCAAUCUUAGUCAGCCAUUAAACUCACAUCCUAAAAAAAAAGUUUUUUUGCCUAAAAUUAAACUAUUGUCCAACACUCCCUUAAAAAAGUGUUAAUCAUACAACCAGUUAAGGCAAAGGCAUAGGUAUGUGUCACAUAUCUAGCCUGUCUUUAGUUGUCUUUAAGUGUGUUCUUUUUUUUUCUUUUUUUUUUAUUCUGCUGAUAAGGUUUAAUUAAAAUGGCCAUUAAAUAUAUAUCGGCAUCAUGACUUUUUGCAUUGGUACACAAUGAAGAUAACUUAUUUGGCUAUUAUAUUGUCAAAGGAAGGUUUAACUAAGCCAUUUAAAAACUUUUAAUAUAAUUAAAGUCACACUAUUGUAAGUGUAUUGCUUUAUUACUGUAACUCUAAGUCACUUUCAUUGUCUGCCCAAGUGUUACAGUGGGUGUCACCUUUUCAUGCAUUAGCCAAUGAAUUCUCAUCUAAGUAAUGCCAUUGGCUACAGAAAACCAGGGUGCCUGCCAUACCUUCUAGUGCCUUACAAGAAUCACAAGUAUCGAAUGCACUUCGUUAUUGGGGAUCUUCCCACUCUGUGAAUAUCAUCUUGGAUUAUACUGGAAAGGAUUAUUAACCAUGGAAUACAGAACAUUCUACAUUCUUGCGACUAUACUAGUAUUUUGCCCCUUUUUCACUGCAUCAGCAUGGUCAGUCAACAACUUUCUGAUGACAGGACCAAAGGCAUAUUUGACAUAUUCCACAAGUGUGGCAGCCGGAGCUCAGAGUGGCAUUGAGGAAUGUAAAUUUCAGUUUGCAUGGGAAAGAUGGAACUGUCCAGAAAGCGCUCUUCAGCUGGCAACCCACAAUGGUCUCAGAUCUGCAACAAGGGAAACAUCUUUUGUACAUGCUAUCAGCUCAGCAGGAGUAAUGUAUACUUUGACUAGGAACUGCAGCAUGGGGGAUUUUGAUAACUGUGGAUGUGAUGAUUCCAGAAAUGGAAGGAUUGGUGGAAGAGGCUGGGUAUGGGGUGGAUGCAGCGAUAACGUUGAAUUUGGAGAAAGAAUCUCAAAAUUAUUUGUGGAUGGCCUAGAGACAGGGCAAGAUGCCCGGGCUUUAAUGAACUUACAUAACAAUGAAGCAGGAAGACUUGCAGUAAAAGCAACAAUGAAAAGGACCUGCAAGUGCCAUGGCGUAUCCGGAAGCUGUAGUGUGCAAACGUGUUGGUUACAGCUUGCAGAAUUCCGGGACAUUGGGAACCACUUGAAAGUCAAACAUGACCAGGCUCUGAAACUAGAGAUGGACAAGAGGAAAAUUAGGUCUGGUAAUAGUGCAGAUAACAGAGGAGCAAUAGCUGAUGCUUUUGGCUCUGUUGCUAAAUCUGAGCUUAUGUUCCUGGAAGACUCUCCUGAUUAUUGUUUAAAAAAUGUCAGUUUGGGUCUUCAGGGAACAGAGGGACGGGAAUGCUUACAGAGUGGUAAAAAUUUGUCGCAAUGGGAGAGGAGAAGCUGCAGAAGGCUUUGUACUGAAUGCGGCCUGAAAGUGGAAGAAAAGAAGAUUGAGAUCAUUAGCAGUUGUAACUGCAAGUUCCAUUGGUGCUGCACAGUAAAGUGUGAGCAAUGCAAGCAAGUGGUAAUCAAACAUUAUUGCUCCAAGAAGGACAAAAUUACUGACAAUACUUUCAUAAAAAAGAAGAACCGGGGACAUCAGAGAUAAAGUUAAAUAACACAUUUGCCAUGGACAAUGCAAUACUGUUUACGUCUUAUAUCUUCUUUGUUGUAGAAUUAUUUUUGUUGUUUCCUAUUAAUUUAUCAGCGUUGUAAAUUUAAACAUUGUGUACUAUUGCAUAUUGAUAUGCAUGUCAGUUGUAAAUAUUGCUUAAAACAAAACAUAUGCACUUUUCAUAAUGAAUGUGAAACCUGAACCAAAAUAAACCUUUACGAGUAUCUUUUAAGAAAAUAUUUUAAUUAAA
Molecule: messenger RNA, 2172 nt
Organism: Rana temporaria (common frog)
Lineage: Eukaryota; Metazoa; Chordata; Amphibia; Anura; Ranidae
Gene: WNT8A
Product: Wnt family member 8A
Exons: 6
Coding region: 840-1916 (358 amino acids)
Biological process (GO): multicellular organism development; neuron differentiation; canonical Wnt signaling pathway
Cellular component (GO): extracellular region
Molecular function (GO): frizzled binding; cytokine activity
Source: RefSeq, a predicted model, not a curated record